GAUAAGGGGCAGGAGCGCGGAGCGGAAUCUCGCUUAUUUGGCCUCGAUUUUCUCCGUUUUCCUGUGACAGUCGGCGUGUUCCCUCCGCCGGACGACAGCAUUUGCCUCGCCUUCCCUCUCGCACGGCCCAAAGGAGGUGGAAACUCGCCGGAAGAUGUGGAAACUGGUGUUAUUAACGGCCGUGGUUGGGGGUCAGGCCUUCUACCUGCCCGGCCUGGCGCCUGUCAAUUACUGCACCAAAGGCAACGACGAAGCCAAAUGCGAGUCCCACAUUCCGUUGUUUGUGAAUCGGCUGAAUUCCGAGGAGUCGGUCAUCCCCUACGAGUAUGACCACUUCGACUUCUGCAAGGUGGACAAUGCCAAGGACACGGUGGUCGAGAACCUGGGGCAGGUGGUGUUUGGCGAGAGGAUCGAGUCGUCUCCGUAUGAGAUUGAAUUCAUGAAGAACGAGACCUGCAAGACGGUCUGUUCAAAAUCCUACGACCCCAAGAAGACCGCCGAUUCUGUGCUUUUGAAGGAGCUCAAGCGGGCCAUGAACUUGAACUAUUAUCACCACUGGAUUGUAGACAAUAUGCCAGUCACAUGGUGCUAUAAAGUUGAGGGAGGAAAUGUUUUUUGCGCAACUGGUUUCCCCGUUGGCUGCUAUGUUGAUGCUGGGAAGAGACCCAAGGAUGCCUGUGUUAUAGAUCCAAGAUACAAGGACCCCAGCACCUACUACAUCUUCAACCACGUAGACCUCAACAUCACCUACCACAGCGGCGAGAAGGAGGAAUGGGGCAGCGCCUUCCAGGGUCACGGAGGCAGGAUCUUGUCUGUGCGUGUAACACCCAAGAGCAUCAAGCAUAGUGAUGUCACAGACUGCAACACUGACGACGUGAUGGGUGUUCCAGAGAACUCGAAGGAGCCCAUCACCAUCAAGUACACGUACAGCGUUACUUUCUCGAAAUCUGUUGGCGACAACCGCUGGUCCUCGCGCUGGGACUACAUCCUGGACUCCAUGCCUCACACCAACAUCCAGUGGUUCAGCAUCCUCAACUCCCUCGUAAUCGUGCUCUUCCUUUCGGGAAUGGUGGCCAUGAUUAUGCUGAGGACCCUGCACAAGGAUAUUGCACGUUACAACCAGAUUGAUGCAGGAGAGGAUGCACAGGAAGAGUACGGCUGGAAACUGGUCCAUGGAGAUGUGUUCCGUCCUCCACGCAAUGGCAUGCUGCUUUCGGUGCUGGUUGGCUCUGGUGUGCAGGUGUUCAGCAUGUCCCUCAUCACCCUAGCUUUCGCCUGCCUGGGCUUCCUGUCUCCGGCCAACCGAGGCGCUCUCAUGACCUGUGCGAUGGUGCUGUACGUCUGCCUAGGAUUCCCUGCCGGAUACACAGCAGCACGACUGUAUAAGAGCUUCGGCGGAGAGAAGUGGAAGUCGAAUGUACUCCUGACCUCCAUGUUGUGCCCCGGCAUUGUGUUCGCCCUCUUCUUCCUGAUGAACCUCAUCUUCUGGUACAAGGGUUCGAGUGCAGCCAUCCCCUUCACCACCCUCCUGGCCCUUCUGGCACUCUGGUUCCUGGUCUCGGUGCCGCUCACCUUCGUCGGCUCUUUCUUCGGGUACAGGAAGAGGACCUUGGAGAAUCCUGUGCGCACCAACCAGAUCCCCCGGCAGAUUCCUGAACAGAGUGUGUACACGCAACCCCUGCCCGGCAUCAUCAUGGGCGGCGUCCUGCCCUUCGGCUGCAUCUUCAUCCAGCUGUUCUUCAUUCUGAACUCCAUCUGGUCUGCUCAGACCUAUUACAUGUUCGGCUUCCUGUUCCUGGUGUUCCUGAUCUUGGUGAUCACCUGCUCUGAGACCACUGUGCUCCUCUGCUACUUCCACCUGUGUGCUGAGGACUAUCACUGGUGGUGGCGUAGUUUCCUCACCUCGGGAUUCACAGCGUUCUACCUCUUCAUCUACUGCGUCCAUUACUUUGUGACGAAGCUCAACAUUGAGGGUGUGGUGUCCACCAUCCUCUAUUUUGGCUACACCUUCAUUAUGGUGUUCCUCUUCUUUAUCUUAACAGGAACCAUUGGCUUCCUCGCUUGCUUUUGGUUUGUGCGAAAGAUCUACAGUGUUGUCAAGGUGGACUAAGUUUCAGGCGUGUGUACUUACUCCUGUGUAUGGUUACUGUCUUCAUGAGAGACUGACUCUGCCUACCAAAGCCCUGUAGAGACGAGCCAGGAAUCUCCCAGCAGAGAGGGAAAACUACCCCGAGGCAGUGACGAAGAAAUUCCGUUAUUGGGCGUGUGAUUCUGUUAUCCCAAGGGCAUUAUAGAGAUGUACAUAAUGCAGUUCCCUCAAGAGCAAAAAAAAAAGGAAAAAGAAGAGACUCGAUCAUUUGUUUGUGUCACCGCUCCAUUUAUUUUUAUUUUUUUCUCUUUUGUGUGUGUAGAAUUUCACCAACAAACCAUUUUUUUUUUUUUUUUUUUUUUUUUUUUUGUCGUGAAUAAGAAGAAAGAGAAAAAAAUUGAGCCAAGAUUUGCAGCGAUUGGCAGACUUGAGUUUGUUAUGGUAUUGUUGUCAUUUUUUUGUUAGUUUUUGUUUUGUUUUUGUUUUGUUUUAUUAGUAUUAUUAUUUUUUUUCUUAUUCUUCCCUCUUUUUGGAUGUAGUCUUGGCUGUGGUAUAAGCUGUCCUUUCUAAUAUUUAUUCAAGCAGAAUAGUGUAGGAAAGUGGUAGUCAGUGUGGGUACGCUAGUAGGUUAGUGAGUGAGUGAGUAAUGACGGACAAACAGACGGAUAGACGGAUAGACGGAUGGACGGAUGGACAAACAGACGGACAGGUGCAAAUAGUCACAGAUAGACAGACACUAAUAUGCAUAUGUAGACAGAAACAGUUAGAGAGCUAAUGCAGGUAGAGGUAGAGAAUGAGUGGAUGAAAAGGUUGAUAGAUAGUUAGAAAGAUAGAUAGAUAUGUACAUGUCAAAUGUACAUUUGUACACAGACAGACAGACAGACAGACAGAGACAGACAGACAGACAGACAGACAGACAGACAGACAGACAGACAAACAGAAAGACACAGACAGAUGGAUAAUUAGAUAAAUAGAUAAAUAGAUAGACAAGUAGACUGUCAGGUAAGAAAAACAAAAAGAGAGAAAUAGAGAGUGAGAUCUGCAAACCAAGAGCUCAAGAAGAAACAAUAGUGCACACGUGUGAUCAAUAGACCCAAUUUCUCUCCGGAUUUUCGAGUUCCCAGAAGAAGAAGAAGCGGACUUUUCGGUUUGGUUUCCCAGUGCAUCCCGCCGCCGAAAAAAAAAAAAAAAAAAUUCCUGUCCUUAUACUAUAUAAGAGUGAAUUAUGUAUGGAAUUACAGUUGCUUAUAUUUCAGUAUUACCACUGUCGAUUUCAUAUAUUGUUCAUAGAGAUAGCUAUAUGAAUGAAUAUGAAUAAAUAUAUACAUAUGUAUAUAUGUUUUAUGUAAAUGGGUGACGUUAUGGUUAAGUGGAUUAUAGUUAUAUUAAAGGCAAGCCAUCUUCGCCUUGUAAAACGUCUCUGCUCGUUUGACGUGUGUUCUGAUUAGAGAUUUUAUUAUUAUUAUUAUUAUUAUUUGUUUAUUUAUUUUAGUUAAUUUCUUUUUAUAUAUAUAUAUUUGGGGGGGGGGGGGGCUUUUAUUUGUAAAUGACUUUUUCAAACUUUUUUUCUUUUCCUUUUUUUUUUUAUCUUUUCUUUUCAAGUUGUUGUUGGAAGUAAUUCCAUCUAUGCCAAGUUUGUCAGAUUUUUUUUUUUCUUUCUUUUUCUUUUUCUUGGUUAGUGUGUGGUACCUUGCGUUAUGAUUUGAAAUGAGAAGCAAAGACAAAAAUAGCUCUGCUGCACAAAUUUAGAUCAUGUUCUUGUUACGAGCUUCUUUUUUAUUUUUGGUUUGCCGGGCAUUGGUGACGUGAGAAAGCCAUAUAUUCACAAUAGAAGUUAAAUAAUCUCUGCUCCCGCGUGUUUGUGCGUGUGUACACAUCUGUGCCCAUGAUUCUGUGCGCAUUUUUGUGUGUGUGCACAUGCGUGUGUGUGCGUGUGUGCGUUUGUGUACAUGUUUUGGGCCAUUGCAGCUAGAUAGAUUGAUUGCAAAGGUAUGAUUGCUCUUUGACUUGCACAUUGUGAUUGUUAUUGCUGUAUAUAUUCAAUUAUUUUUAAAGUGGUUUGUUUCCUGGUAUAUCGAUAUGCAAUUGGUGACCUUUCAUUUCUUUUUUUUCUAGUAUAACACUUUGUUCCUACACUUUAUUCCACUGGCAAUAGUUGAAAGAAGUAAAAACUCCUUAUUCUGUCCACCAAAGUAAAUAGCAUCUAGAUGUUUUUAUUAUUAUUAUUAUUAUUAUUAUUAUUAAUAUUAUUAUUAUUAUUAUUAUUAUUAUUAUUAUUGUUAUUGUUAUUAUUAUUGUGAUCAUCAUCAUCAUUGUAUUUCUUUUCAAAGCUCAUUUGAAUUCGUUAAUGCUGAAAUGUCCAAAGCUGAGACAUUUUCAAUGAAUCCGUUUUUAUGUAACAUGUACAUAUGUUGUACGAUUCCUGGAUGUAUUACUUUCCAGGUGUCAUCAUCGUCAUCCGAAGUUGAACCCCAUAGGAAGUUUAUCGUUGGUAUUUAUUAUUCCCUUUUAUUCUUGGUGUUUUUUUUUUUUAUGUUGUUUUUUUUUCUCUGCUACUACUAUUUUUUUUUUUUCUUUCUUUUUCUUUUUCUUGGUUAGUGUGUGGUACCUUGCGUUAUGAUUUGAAAUGAGAAGCAAAGACAAAAAUAGCUCUGCUGCACAAAUUUAGAUCAUGUUCUUGUUACGAGCUUCUUUUUUAUUUUUGGUUUGCCGGCAUUGGUGACGUGAGAAAGCCAUAUAUUCACAAUAGAAGUUAAAUAAUCUCUGCUCCCGCGUGUUUGUGCGUGUGUACACAUCUGUGCCCAUGAUUCUGUGCGCAUUUUUGUGUGUGUGCACAAUGCGUGUGUGUGUGUGUGUGCGUUUGUGUACAUGUUUUGGGCCAUUGCAGCUAGAUAGAUUGAUUGCAAAGGUAUGAUUGCUCUUUGACUUGCACAUUGUGAUUGUUAUUGCUGUAUAUAUUCAAUUAUUUUUAAAGUGGUUUGUUUCCUGGUAUAUCGAUAUGCAAUUGGUGACCUUUCAUUUCUUUUUUUUCUAGUAUAACACUUUGUUCCUACACUUUAUUCCACUGGCAAUAGUUGAAAGAAGUAAAAACUCCUUAUUCUGUCCACCAAAGUAAAUAGCAUCUAGAUGUUUUUAUUAUUAUUAUUAUUAUUAUUAUUAUUAAUAUUAUUAUUAUUAUUAUUAUUAUUAUUAUUAUUAUUGUUAUUGUUAUUAUUAUUGUGAUCAUCAUCAUCAUUGUAUUUCUUUUCAAAGCUCAUUUGAAUUCGUUAAUGCUGAAAUGUCCAAAGCUGAGACAUUUUCAAUGAAUCCGUUUUUAUGUAACAUGUACAUAUGUUGUACGAUUCCUGGAUGUAUUACUUUCCAGGUGUCAUCAUCGUCAUCCGAAGUUGAACCCCAUAGGAAGUUUAUCGUUAGUAUUUAUUAUUCCCUUUUAUUCUUGGUGUUUUUUUUUUAUGUUGUUUUUUUUUUCUCUGCUACUACUAUUUUUUUUUUUUUCUUUUACUACGUCUAUUACUAGGGCUGUUGUAACAUAGCUUGAAGGUUCGUUUACGUGUGUUUACGUCUUCAUGUGCUCUCCAUCACGCAGCUUAGAGAAAAUGCCUUUCUCUUGUUUUCCUUUUGAGAGAGAGAAGUGUUCGGAGAAGAAGGUGCAAGGGAACAGCCCCGUAAUCAAGGUUGAAGUACAGAGGGGGGGGGUUAUUAGCGGGUUUCAAGGUGCUCUCUAGAAUGGCGGAUUUUAGUCAUUCGGCCUCAGACCUCGUUCGAUUGGCACCAGAAUAUAAUUACUAUCUUCCUCCUUUUUUUUAUUAUUAUUAUUAUUAUUAUUAAUAAAUGUUGUUAUUGAUAUUUUCUUUAUGCAAAAGGAGCUUGCUUCAGCAUUGUAAGAUUGGGAGGACUGGUUUGCUGUGGAUAGGUUGGCGUCAAGCGUGUGCGUCGACUUAAAUUCCGUAACUCUUUCGUCCUAAUGAAUAAUCGUCGUCAUUCAAUUUUUUUUUUUUUUUUUUUUUCCAAAGAAGAGAAUGUUUACUUUAACAAAACAAAGUAGCUUGAGACAUAUGAUGAUUUGUUAGUAGAUGUGUACAUAAUUGUGCGUAAUUAGGCCGGUUGGUUGGCCUGGUCUCCCGGUCGGUUUGAAUGGAGUCCGCUAUGCACUGCCUGUGUAUAAGAGUGUUAAGCCUGAUGAUAUCUUUUGCUGUCUGUGAUUUUUAUCUAUUUGAUUUUUGGGAAAGAGAAUAAUACUGAACUUUUGAUGUAUCUCGUGAUGACAGCAAGUUGUGAGGAAGAGUCGCUUUGUAUAAUGCAGGUGUUCUGAUCUUUCUCUCACUCUAUGUAUUUUUUUUAUUUUUUUUUUAUCUCUCUCCCCCAAUUUGUGAAUGCUGUUGGCUUUUUUUUUUUUUUUCUUUUUUUUUCUUUGAAUAAAUUUGUUUUUGUUGAUAAGGAUAUCUUGAUAUAUAACAGUAAUAGUAAUAAUAUUUAAAGAGAAAGAAAAGGAAUAAUGGAAACAAAAAAAAAAAAAAGUUCUAUGAUGAAUUGAUAGUUUGUAAUGAUGAGCAUUUAUUAAAGUGAAUACUUCACAUUCCUGUUCUAAUGCACCUCAUAAUCCAUGCUGUCUGCGAUGGCCUUUUCUUCUAAAUAUUUUUGUAAAAGUUUGAUGAUACUGAAUUAUAAGAAUGAAUAACAAA
Penaeus indicus is the source of this 6771-nucleotide messenger RNA. RefSeq names its product transmembrane 9 superfamily member 2-like (gene TM9SF2). Gene Ontology annotation, biological process: protein localization to membrane. NCBI's taxonomy places the organism in Eukaryota, Metazoa, Arthropoda, Malacostraca, Decapoda, Penaeidae. The coding region runs from base 155 to 2110 and encodes 651 amino acids. Gene Ontology annotation, cellular component: membrane. The transcript has 15 exons. The record is from RefSeq and is a predicted model, not a curated record.